AUGGCGUGGCCAAACCACGCAACAAACAGUCAACAGUUUAACACCCAUGGCAGCAUCAAUGGCAAUAGCGCUGGCAAUAACGCUGGCAGCAGCACCAGAAAAACCAAUAGCAAUGGCGCCUUUCAUAGUAGGCAGACCAGCGGAAGCCGUAUCACCAACGACAUAACUCUGGCCACGGAGCUCACAGGGUCCGCCGUCAUAGCCAGCCCGCCUUCCAGCCAACUGUCUAUCGACAACAGUACCGGACGGCCGGCUUUCAAAAACCCGUUGGGCGCUUGGAAGUCGCCGUCACCGCCGGCGAAACGUCAGAAGACGACGGGGCACCCUAGGUCAGCAGCGGCAGCAACAACACCUAUAUCGGCCUCGAUAGGAGUUGGAGGCGACCUCCAGCCCCCGUCUUCACAACCAUAUUCCCAGUCGUCCCCUCUAUCGUUCCCGCAAAAGUCGCCACAGCCACUGUUGCACAAACCAAAGAGCCCAGGCACGUUUUCGCACGGCCAGCCGACACCGGGCGCGACGUCAACACCGGCACGUGCCCCGGCGCAAACGCCAAUACGGCCGCCAGUGCGGCCCGUGGACUCGGCGAGCACUGCGGCCAAACGACGCACCUCUGCCCCCGUCAAAGUGCGGGAAGCUACGGAAGACAACCGGAUUGUUCUCAUCAUUGAUAGCGACGACGAUGGCGAUGAAAAUGACAACGAUCGUGUCGGCGCCAGAAACAAAGGCCCGACUCCUGUCCCGGUUCCGGCCGUUCCUACCGUUCAGACGAGUGCCCUUCCAAAACACCCUUCAAUCCCUCCCGUCACGCCCAUACCUCUUCCCCUUUACGGCCGCCUGUCAGGCUCGUCAAGUGCAACCAAAACGGCAGGUGCGAGGCCAAGCGUCCCGCCGAGAGUUACGCCCAUCGCGCCUCCCCAGUUCAUGAUGCACACUGCGAACGCAACUACCUCGCGGCCAGUAAAAAGCCCAUUUGAACCCACCCUUGUCAAACGGCGUCCAUCGGACGAGAGUAUCAACAACAACAUCAACGGCAAACGUCACAACACCCCCGAGGCACGGCCAACCGCAAGCCAGGGGGCCUCUUUUUCCCCCGCAACGCCUAUACCAGUGACGCCCGUGAAGCCUGCCACGACGACUGGCCCAACAACGUACGGGGCGCCAGCACCGGCCCCGCCGCCGUCUGCCAUUGCAGCCUACGUCCCGUCGGACAUUACCAGCCCUGUCAUCCACCGCCAUGAGCCACGUUCGACGAGGAAGCCCAUCGAGGAGCACCUUGAGCCGGCCGUCAACGUCGACAUAACACCGGUAAAGUCGACUACGCCUACGCUAUUGUCUCGGAAGCAGUCGAAAGGCCAACGCAAAGGCCAGCAACCAAAGACGCACCAGCACUUUGUUCGCUACGCAUACCUGACUCACCGCCCCUACCUGCGCUCGUCCCACCGCCGCUUCGUGGCACAAAACUACCACGAACUACCGAACCUGUUUGGUUUACCUCGGACUACCCAGCAGAGAGGACAAUCCACCGCCGCCGCCGCUGCCGAUCCUUCUUCUUUUCAGUCACCUUCUCCAUCCGUUGUCAUUCACGUUGAUUUCUUGCCAGAUGAAAUCCACCAUCUACUUGACGUCGUCCGCUUCGUCCACUCUAACGCCGGCGUGGGCGUGGGCGUGGGCGUGGGCGUGGGCGUGGGCAGGUCGUCAAAACAAUCUGCUGGCCAGAAACACUCGUCUGCGGAGCGAGAGCUGAAGAGUUUGUUGCGCCGCCAGCCACCCGAGUUUGAGCUGCUCGUUGUAAACAGCACCACGCCUGCUCGCCUUCCAGGACGUAGUCAAAAGGACAUCUUUAGCUUUCUGAUCGAUGCCCGCGCUGGCAGCAUCAACUAUAACGACGGUAGCGGUGGAAGUGUUAGUAGCAACAGUAGCUACAGCAGUAACAAGAGCCGAAGCAAUCUCUCUAACGCAGAAGCACUGGCUCCGGCUCUGGGCGGACCGUCCGUAUUGGUCAUGAAACGCAGCGACCGUGCUGCCUCCUCACUACAGGAAGCACGGGCGGAGCGUGCCACAAAGCUCAAUACAUUCAUCAUGAUGCGUGAAGUGGCCGGCCAGCGGCCCGUCCAAGGCCGCUCGCGCCAGCUGCUCAACUUUACCAACGCGGUCCGCACCGUCCGCGAGGACGGCUUACGCCUGCGAAACGAGUGGACCAACCUCGCCGGCGAUGUCUCGACUGUCUCGUGGACCUCAAAAGACGCCUUCAUCUGCGGCACCACCACCCACAUGGACGAACGAAACCACCAAUACAACCGCCAGGGCAACCUUGCUCUGGGCUCGGUCAGCGCUGGUACCCUCCGUGGCUACCCGGACCACCGCAUCGUCCGAACCCGUGUCAUAACAAAUUUAACGAACCCUACGAACCCGACACAACAACUACAGUCCGGCGCCGACGAUCCGUGGCUGUACACCUCCGUCGUCUCGUCCGACUAUGAUGCCACCCAUGAUUUGGCCUUCACAUCCGGCUUCGACAACAACGUUGUCGUGUGGAAGGUGAGCAAGGACGGUACCUCCAUGGCCCGCCAGGGCAUCUGGCGGCACGAAGGCAAGGUCAACUUCGUCGUUGCCUCCAGCGGUAUACACUGUCUUGUGGCCACCGCCGCCGACGUCCCCGUCCAAGCCGUGCGCGUCUACCGCCUGCCUAGCGUGCAGGAGCGCAUACAAGGCAACCGCCAAAUCUCCUAUAAGAUGCUCUCGUGCUCGCGCAUCGUUGACCUCGAGGGCCGCCCCGUCCUCACCGACAAGUGGGCCUACUUCCCUGCCGCGAUCCGCUGGGGUCUGUCCGAGACCACACGCCACCUGCUGCUGGUCGGCUACUCCCCCCGCGGCCUCGACAUCAACGCCGAGGACGAUGACAUUCCUGAAGAUCGCCGAAAUUCUGGCGAGCUUUGUCUGUGGGACGGCCUAACAGGCGAGCCCUGGCGCAUCCUCGGCGCCAGCUCCCAAAACGUCUUUGAGGUCGCCUGGCACCCCACCCAGGCCUGCUUCGUCGCCGCCACCGCGCCCACCGUGCACCAGGCCCUCGAGCAAAACGCCCGCACCCAGAUCCGCGUUUUCCGGCUGUCUGUCAACAGUGAGUAUGGCGGGCGCGCCUACAGCGAGGUCCAGACGCUCGACUGCUACGCCGACGACAUCAACGAGCUGGCCCUACGGCCCAACAGUUUUGGUUUCCUGUAUGUCGCCGCCGGCUGCACCAACGGCCACACCUAUGUCUGGGACACGUCGCAGGGCGACUACCCCAUCUACGACCUAGGCCACAACGCGUGCAUCGAAGAGCAGGCGGGCGAAAAGAUCUCCGUCGAGGACACCGGCGUCAAGUUUGUUGCCUGGGGCGAGACCCCAGACCGGCUGUACACGGGCUCGUCGGACGGGGCAGUCAAAGUGUGGAACAUUCGCACACAUGGCGGCUCACGACUGUCGCCGUUUGUGCGCAACCUCUUGCAGUGCCCGGCACCCGUCUCGUUUGGCGCCUUCUCGCCCGACAAGUCCAAGCUCGCUAUUGGCGACGCCAGUGGCCGCGUCUCCCUCCUGUCCGUCGAAGACGGUAUGGAGGAGGACGACGAGGACGGUAGUUUCUUGAGUGACGAAGAAGAACAAGAAGACGAUGUUGCUGGGACAGAGAAGACGCCCCAAGGUACCCGUGUCAAUGGCAACCUCCAGCGCAGCCAUCCUGCCCAUCUAGCGUUCAAGCACCACCCGCCUGAAGUCAUACGCCAUGCGACUCCUCCGCCACCAUCAUCGCCUCCGCCGACCGCAGGGCAAAACCCCCUACAGCAGACUCCACCAUCCGCCGCCACUAUCACUUCCACUACCAGUGCUGCCAAUGGCGAUGUGGACGACGAAAACGUUGCCAUUGCGACAGCCCGGGCUUUCCUGUCCUCGGGGCAACUUGUCAUCGUGCCCGACCCCACCGUUGGCGCCGUCAAGGGCCCGAACUACGCCGACACCAAUCUGUUUUGUACCGAGUGCCACCGGGACAAACGGCCCGAGCUGCCCUUGCUGGCCGAGUACGAGCGUGUCCAGCAGGAAAACCAGCCACGCGCCAACACGUCCCCCUCCCGGCAGCGAGCCUUGCGCAGUGUCUAUCCGGACGUGGCGCCGGCCACCAUAUUCGGUUCCUCUGCCUCCGGUGUGUCCGUCCUCGGCGCCCCGGACCCAUUGCAGGCCCUGCAGCGACAAAAUACCAUCCGUCGCGUCCAGGUGCUGCACGCCAGAAAUACAGCGUGCGACCUUGAUGUCAACAGCCUGCCCGUCGAGACCCGCGAGGCCCUUGAGCUGGCGGACCGCGCCGCGCUGCUUCACAUUGAUGACAACGACUACGACUACGGCUUUGACUAUGAAGAGGUGCCGGACACUGUUUGA
This is a messenger RNA of Sporothrix schenckii 1099-18, 4407 nucleotides long. RefSeq names its product WD repeat protein. Gene Ontology annotation, cellular component: TORC2 complex; TORC1 complex. Lineage: Eukaryota; Fungi; Ascomycota; Sordariomycetes; Ophiostomatales; Ophiostomataceae. The record is from RefSeq and is a predicted model, not a curated record. The transcript is spliced from 2 exons. Gene Ontology annotation, biological process: TOR signaling; regulation of actin cytoskeleton organization. Bases 1 to 4407 code for a protein of 1468 amino acids. Gene Ontology annotation, molecular function: protein binding.